Molecule: messenger RNA, 1552 nt
Organism: Daldinia caldariorum
Lineage: Eukaryota; Fungi; Ascomycota; Sordariomycetes; Xylariales; Hypoxylaceae
Product: ATPase, V1/A1 complex, subunit E
Exons: 3
Coding region: 297-989 (230 amino acids)
Biological process (GO): proton transmembrane transport
Cellular component (GO): proton-transporting two-sector ATPase complex, catalytic domain
Molecular function (GO): proton-transporting ATPase activity, rotational mechanism
Source: RefSeq, a predicted model, not a curated record
AGGUGAGCUUUACAUAACAUUCAUAUGUCACCGAACCCAAGGUUCUACAUAACUUGUAUCAAUCCAUUCAACGUUGCUGUAAACUGACCCGCUAUCUUCAAUCAAUCAACCUACCUACAAUUAAACAAAUCCAACCUUGCUUGAAUAUUGAAUUGAAUAUCCCUCCCCUAUCGUGUGGAUUUCUCAGACCUCGUUUGUCCAGCUGAGAGAUAUCCCUUCGGCUUAGCCUCUCUCCUCUCCCAACCUCCAACCUCCAAACACCGAGUCUCCUCUCUUCUCCCCAUACUCCCUCCAAGAUGUCGCAAGUCCACGCCUUGUCCGACGACCAGGUCGGGCAAGAGCUCCGCAAGAUGACGGCCUUCAUCAAACAGGAGGCGUUGGAGAAGGCGCGCGAGAUCGAGAUCAAGGCGAACGAGGAGUUCAGCAUCGAGAAGUCGAAGCUGGUGCGGCAGGAGACGGACGCCAUCGACGAAGCGCACGCCAAGCGCCUCAAGCAGGCCGCCAUGUCUCAGCAGAUCACCCGGUCCACCGUCGCCAACAAGACCCGCCUCAAGGUCCUCGCCGCCCGCCAGCAGCUCCUCGAUGACAUCUUCGCCGACGCCUCCAAGCGCCUCCCCGACGGCGCCAAGGACCCCGCCAAGUACCGCGAGAUCCUCAAGAACCUCCUCCUCGAAGGCCUCUACGCCCUCGUGGAGCCCGAAGUUCAGGCCCGCGCUAGAAAGGCUGACUACGACGUCCUCAAGGACGCUAUCAAGGACGCUGAGGCCGAGUACAAGACUAAGACUGGCAAAGAGACUAAGGUUACGAUCGAUGAGGAGAUCGCGUUACCCGAGGAAAGCUCCGGCGGACUAUUAAUCGUAGGUAGCCAAGGCAAGAUCGAGAUCAACAACACCUUCGAGGAGAGACUGCGGCUCCUACAAACCAGCGCUCUCCCCGCCGUGCGAGAGGCGCUAUUCGGCAAGAACCCCAACCGAAAGUUCUUCGAUUAAGAAAGGGCGGGCGAGGGGAUAUCAUUAUUACAUCACGUCAAAGGUUUUACCAGCUUCGCUCGCGAGCGGUACAUGUCAUCGUCAUCAACAACAAUAACUACGCUGGACGUCGGCAGAAUCAGAGAAGGAAGAAGAAUAGAUAAGAAAGGAAGGAGAUUACAUAUGUAUGCUUAAACAGCGUCACGCUUGUUCUCCCCCGUUUUUUUAAAGGGUCUCUUGUAAAGGGAUAGUCAAGUCAAGUCAAGUCAGUCAGUCACAUUUUUGGGGGGCACGGAAAUCUAGAAUCCCCGUGUUGAUUAUUUGUUUGUUGGUGCUCACUAGAAAGGGGCUGCUUGCUUGCUGUAUAUCUUAAAAGGGCGUUUGCAGGAAAGUCCGCAUCAAUAAAAAAACAACAACAAAAACAACACACCAUUUUUAGCUCACCAUAUUAUCAAUUAACUACCUGGUAGGUUAGGUACUCUCUUACACAACGUUCGUAUCGUAUUAUCCUUCUAUUUUUCCCACUUUCCUAUUAACUUAGGUAGGUAGGUUAGGUAGGUACCUAGGUAGGCACCUACCUAACC